AUCGCUCAAUGUCGAAACAGCUGUCAGGCCGUGAAAGCUGGUUUGUUUUCCUGUCGAAAAAUCGACAAAAUACUACCACUUUUGUCACUACAAUAACUCCAAUAGUUAAACUGUUGUCUAAACAUGAUAUUCUCGCAGGAUUUACGAUACAAAGUCGUUCAAGUUCACUCCACGGUAUGCCAUUGUUGGCAUUAUGGUAAUGGUGGUUUAGAUUAGACCAUAUUAUUCAAUAUGCCCGCCGACGGGUCAUACUCAAAAUAGUGAUGUUUAAAUACGUGCUCAAUAGAUGGCUUAAUUCGGUGUUGUAUUUACCUUCAGCGACAUUACGUCACUUCGCUUCAAAUAUAUGGCCCUCGCGUGGGGUCCCCAGUGUCACAGAUUAGUCUUGAUUAAGCUUGAACUUAAGCGGAGAACUGGUUGUCAAAAAUGGCUGUCACUGGAAGGAGAUUCAUUGAAGCAUUCCGCAAGGUCUACAAUGGAGUAUUAUCCAGAACCGAAGAAGAAGCGAACUUUAGAAGAUUUUAACACGUUUUGUAGCUUGAUUUUGGCUUACGAAGCUCGUCAAGAGGAACUUAAACGUAAAUCGAAGUCAUCAAAUUCUGAGGAUAGUGUGUCUUCAAGCACCGAUUCUGCUUAUAGUGAAAUCGCCUCUUCGCCUGCCAGUAGUCGUGGAGAUAGAGAGGAACGACUCUUAGACGACGUUGACGAAGAGUAUGAUUCUGAUGAUGAAGCAUGGGAUGUGACCACAUGUUAUUGCAGUAAACCCUUCGCAGGUCGACCCAUGAUCGAGUGUUCGGAAUGUCUAACAUGGAUUCAUCUUUCAUGUGCCAAAAUUCGCCGAUCAAACGUCCCAGACACGUUCGUUUGCCAAAAGUGUAAAGAUGCGAAACACACAAUACGAAGAUCUAAUCGCGUUCGAACUACGCACUCAAAAGGCCGACAAGGAACCGAAUUAUAGCGUAUCACUUUGAAUAAUGUAAGAGACAAUAAUUCGUUGUAAAUUUUUGUAUGAAAGUUGAUUUCUUUAGUUUGUUCAUAGCGAGUGGUCAUAGCUCCUAGUAAUAGUUAGAAAGGUUGUAAUCGAACUGGAAAUAGAAUCAUUGAUCGAUUCGAACGUUUGAUCAAGUUAGCCUCUUAAAACAAUGUUGGUAGUAUAGUUCUUUGAAUUUGUGCGAAUAGUGUACUCACUAUCGCUGUACAUAAGAGAUUUUAAUUCAGAAUAUUAUAUUUUAUUAAGGAACUGUAAAAAACACUUCUAAUAUGAAGUUCAUCAUACCAACGUUUGGUCCUUCGGAUUAGGGCUUGCCGUUCACGUUUGUAUAAAACAAUAAAAUACAGUAAACAUG
Messenger RNA from Exaiptasia diaphana, 1346 nucleotides. RefSeq names its product PHD finger protein 13. NCBI's taxonomy places the organism in Eukaryota, Metazoa, Cnidaria, Anthozoa, Actiniaria, Aiptasiidae. Bases 347 to 958 code for a protein of 203 amino acids. The transcript has 8 exons. The record is from RefSeq and is a predicted model, not a curated record.